Molecule: messenger RNA, 279 nt
Organism: Cooperia oncophora
Lineage: Eukaryota; Metazoa; Nematoda; Chromadorea; Rhabditida; Trichostrongylidae
Source: the annotation of a GenBank genome assembly
AUGGCAGCCCUAGCAUCAUUCACACGUAAUAAUCGUACUUAUGGUCAGCAACCAAUCGAUAGCGUGGUUAACCCUCAAAGGGAGCGCAACGGAUUGGAUGCCAAGGCUAGCCAGUUAGUGGUUUCGUCGUUCGAUUUCGAUCGUUUUUAUCGUCCAAGUUACCGUUACAUAAGUGCUGACUACAAACGAUUCAUGGCGAUCAAUGAUGUGUCAGUCAGUGAGAAAUAUAGACCAGUGGUCGUCGGUCGGCCGCCGGUCGAUUAUGGAACGGCAUCAUAG